GGGAGGCGGGGCCUCGGAGGGGCUCGGCGCGGAGCCCUGGGAGGGCCGGGUGGCUGCCCUUCCCCCGGGAGCAGAGCCGCUGCUCCUCCGCUCCUCUCCGCCCACGAGGGCAUGCAGCUCCCGGUGAAUUAUACUUCAGUGUACUACCGGUUGUACACUACGGAUGGGAACUAUCAAAGUUUAUAAUGUCAAAAACUUUUCUUAGACGAAAAGUAUCUUCCCCAAAGGUAACAGAUUGGGUAGAUCCAUCAUUUGAUGAUUUUUCAGAGAAUAGAAGCAUCUCUAAUACUGCCACAUCAUUAAAUGUGAAUAACUCAAGUCAUAGAAGAAAAAACGUGCCUUCCACAUUAGAAAGCAACAAAUUUCCAACUAGAAAAAGAGGAACAUUGUCUUCCUCAGAACAGAUAUAUGGCGUAGAAAAUUCAAAAGAAAGUCUAUCUGAAAAUGAACCAUGGGUGGAUAAAUACAAACCAGAAACUCAGCAUGAACUUGCUGUGCACAAAAAGAAAAUUGAAGAAGUUGAAACAUGGUUAAAAGCUGAAGUCUUAGAAAGGCAAUCAAAACAGGGUGGAUCUAUUUUAUUAAUAACAGGGCCUCCUGGGUGUGGAAAAACAACAACUAUAAAAAUACUGUCAAAGGAGCUUGGUAUUCAAGUACAAGAGUGGAUUAAUCCAGUUUUAUCAGACUUCCAAAAAGAUGACUUCAAGGAGAUAUUUAAUUAUGAAUCAAGCUUCCAUAUAUUUCCCUACCAGUCUCAGAUAACAGUUUUUAAAGAGUUUCUACUAAGAGCCACAAAAUAUAACAAACUACAAAUGCUUGGAGAUGAUCUAAGAACUGAUAAGAAGAUAAUUCUGGUUGAAGAUUUGCCUAACCAGUUUUAUCGAGAUUCUCAUACUUUACAUGAAGUUCUAAGGAAAUAUGUACAGAUUGGUCGAUGUCCUCUAAUAUUUAUAAUCUCUGACAGUCUCAGUGGAGAUAAUAAUCAAAGGUUACUGUUUCCCAAAGAAAUUCAAGAAGAGUGUGCUAUCUCAAACAUUAGUUUCAACCCUGUGGCACCAACAAUUAUGAUGAAAUUUCUUAAUCGAAUAGUGACAGUAGAAACUAAGAAGAAUGGAGGAAAUAUUACCGUCCCUGAUAAAACUUCUCUAGAGUUGCUCUGUCAAGGAUGCUCUGGUGAUAUCAGAAGUGCAAUAAACAGCCUCCAGUUUUCUUCUUCAAAAGGAAGGAACAAUUUAUGCCCAAGGAAAAAAGGAAUGUCUUCAUUAAAAUCAGAUGCUGUGCUGUCAAAAUCAAGACGAAGAAAAAAAUCUGAUAAAGUUUUUGAAAAUCAAGAGGUCCAAGCUAUUGGUGGAAAAGAUGUUUCUCUCUUUCUCUUCAGAGCUCUGGGGAAAAUACUAUAUUGCAAAAGAGCAUCUGUAACAGAAAUAGACUCCCCUCGAUUGCCCUCCCAUUUAUCAGAGUAUGAACGGGAUACAUUACUUGUUCAUCCUGAGGAAGUAGUAGAAAUGUCACACAUGCCAGGAGAUUUAUUUAAUUUAUAUCUUCACCAAAACUAUGUGGAUUUCUUCAUGGAAGUAGAUGAUCUUGUGAGAGCCAGUGAAUUUCUGAGUUUUGCAGAUAUCAUCAGUGGUGACUGGAAUACACGCUCUUUACUCAGGGAAUAUAGUACGUCAAUAGCUACAAGAGGUGUGAUACAUUCCAACAAAGCCCGAGGAUUUGCUCAUUGCCAAGGAGGAGGAUCAAGUUUUCGGCCAUUGCACAAACCCCAAUGGUUUUUAAUAAAUAAAAAGUAUCGGGAAAAUUGCCUGGCAGCAAAAGCACUUUUUUCUGACUUCUGCUUACCAGCUUUAUGUCUCCAAACUCAGCUGUUACCAUAUCUUGCUUUGCUAACCAUUCCAAUGAGAAAUCAAGCUCAGAUUUCUUUUAUCCAAGAUAUUGGAAGGCUUCCUCUGAAUCGACACUUUGGAAGAUUAAAAAUGGAAGCCCUGACUGACAGGGAGCAUGGACUGAUAGACCCAGAAAGUGGAGAUGAAGCCCAGUUCAUCGGAGGACAGCCUUCAGAGGAAGCUGUGGAAGAAUCUACUCAAACCCGGGAACCUGAAACCUGCUCUCUGCCUUUGAGUCAGAAUAGUGGGAAUGAACUGCCUGCCAGCCAGCCUCAGCCCUUCUCUGCCCAGGGAGACAUGGAAGAAGAAGACAUGAUAAUAGAAGACUAUGAGAGCGAUGGAACAUAGAAACAGCCCACCAGUCACAUUGCUACUGACAGAUUCACAUUAGUUUUACUCAGUGAUACUUGAACAGAGAUAUAAUAUACAUUUCAAGUGAA
Molecule: messenger RNA, 2326 nt
Organism: Eptesicus fuscus (big brown bat)
Lineage: Eukaryota; Metazoa; Chordata; Mammalia; Chiroptera; Vespertilionidae
Gene: RAD17
Product: RAD17 checkpoint clamp loader component
Exons: 17
Coding region: 186-2234 (682 amino acids)
Biological process (GO): DNA repair; DNA damage checkpoint signaling; mitotic DNA replication checkpoint signaling
Cellular component (GO): nucleus; Rad17 RFC-like complex
Molecular function (GO): ATP hydrolysis activity; chromatin binding; DNA clamp loader activity
Source: RefSeq, a predicted model, not a curated record